Messenger RNA from Parnassius mnemosyne (clouded apollo), 1905 nucleotides. Lineage: Eukaryota; Metazoa; Arthropoda; Insecta; Lepidoptera; Papilionidae. The record is from the annotation of a GenBank genome assembly.
AUGUGGUAUUUAAGUUCUCAAAGUGAUUCCAGAAUAAUUUACAUUGUCCCUCAUAAAGAAAUUAUUAUUGGCCGAAGUGGUGAUGCACAAUAUUGUAAUUUUGCUGUUCCUGAUGAUCCAUCCAUUAGUAGAAAACAUGCCACAUUAAAUGUGUUGGACGAUACCUUAAUUAUACAAGAUUUGGGUUCAAAGUAUGGAACAUACUUAAAUAAUUCCUCGGAAAAGUUGGAAUGCAAUGUUAAACAAAAAGUAAAUGUUAAUGAUAUCAUUAAGUUUGGUAAAAUGGACUGUGUUUGGAAGGUACAUUUUAUAAAUUACACAACAUGUACAUCAACCUUAAAAGGAGAAAAUCUUCAGAAUUUGAAAAUGAUUUUAGGCAAAUUGGGUGGAAUAUUGAAGAGUGAGUGGGAUGAUUCAUGUGCAUAUUUAACAAUGCCUGCUAUCACUUUGACUAUUAAAGUGGUGCUUGCAUUAGUACAAGGUUCAUUUAUUGUGACCACUGAAUUUUGGAAUAAGUGCUCUGAAGCUGUUACUAAAUGCACUCCAUUACCUGAUCCAAGAAAUUUCAUACCUCAAAUUGUGGAAACUACACUUAACAAAGAAAAUGUAUCUUUUUUACCAGAUAAUUGUAGAAAAACUUUGUUUACAGGCAAAACUGUUGUUUUCUUUUCAAGAAGGCAGUUGGAUAUGUAUAAAAAUGUUCUUACAAAAAGCUCUGCAUCAGCUUUGUUACUUAGUGAGACAAAGAUGACUAAGUCUAUGCUUUGCAAUGAUAAUAUAAUUGUGAUUCAAUACAAUUUGACAUCAACAAGUCAAGAAACACAAACACAAAAAAAUCUAAUCAAUGACAUAGUAUGCUAUUUAAAGAGCAAAGGUAAAAGAGUUGUAGCCGAUGCAGAGAUAGGUUUAGCAAUAUUGUAUUGUUCACUAAAUAAAUAUUGUAAUCCUGACUUUAAUUUUUCAUCUGAGGUUAUAAAACAGCCAUCUGAUCAAAGUGUAAAAACUACAAAUAUAUUAGCUCAUGAAUCAGAAGAGCCUGUGCCUAGCAUUUGUAAACUAGAAAAUGUGGUUAUAAAUGAAAGUCUGAAUUCUAAAACUGAUUUGUCUCACGUUUCAACAAUAAAUAAUGGCAGUACUCUACCAAAAAGAAAAUGGGACGCAGAAAAUAAUGAUGAUAGUUUUAUUAAUCCAAAUAAGAAACUAGCCACUGUGAACAAAAUAACUAGCAUAGAAUGUUCAACAAAACGAACAUGUGAAGACAUUGAUGAAGAUAAUUCAAACCCUACAAAGAAAUUGGCAAUUGAAAACAGUAAUGAAGAUAAGGAUAACUUUAAUUUCAUGCCAAUGUCAUCAUCUCCUGCAGUUGCUAAUGAUCUUUGUAGAAAGUUAAAUUUAUCGAAACCAACAAAAAGGAAGCAAGAUUUUGAAGGAAAUGAAGAUGAUAAUUUAUUUAAUUUUAUUGAAGAAAACCCCAAACCAACUAAAAUUUCUAAGGGUGAGACAUUCAAUAUUGAUAAAACAAACUUUUGUAAAGAACAAAAUACUCCCAAAGACAAAGGUAACAGUAGAAAUGAAGAUGAUAAACUAGAUGUAUCAGCUUUAAGAGGAAUUAAAUUAGAAGAGUUGAUGCAAAACAAUUUAAAAAUGGAGUACAGCAACAAUACUGUAAUAGAUAUAAAGAAAGAGGAUAUAACAGAUAUAGAUGGCAAAUUAAAUGAUCUCGAUUUAGGGACAACAACAGUUGUUUUAAGAAAUGAUUUGAUUGUUAAAAAAGAACCACUGCAGUUAACUUCCAAUGACAGCAAAGUAAUUAAUUUCAAAAAAUUCAAGAAAGUAUGGCCAGUGAAAAUGCAAGUCAGUAUAAUUCCUAAGGCAUUUGUUAACACUUUAAGUGUGACAAAUUAA